GGUGUCGUGCCGUGGGCGGCCAAUGAGUUUGGAGGUGAUGAUGUGAGUGGGCGUCAAGGAGGGAGGGGUCGGAGUGGAUGCUUGGAGGUUGUGAUUGUGGUGGCGUGUGGGAUUUUUUUUUUUUUACAACGGCGGAGACGUCCUCGCUACGAGAAGAGCAAUUUUUCUUUUCCUUUACGGGCUUUGUCUGGUGGACGUGAAUGAGACGCAUCGCCUCUUCCGGAAAUGAGGAUGGACGUGAGGAUAUUGUUACUUUUUUACAUGGCCGUACCGAGGCUUCUCACCUCAGAAGUGACGGAGGAGUGCGAGGAUGGACAGUUUCAGUGUGACAACAAAAGGUGUAUACCCACUUUGUGGAGGUGUGACGAUGACGACGAUUGCUCGGACAAUAGCGAUGAAGAAAAUUGCCCCCGGAAAACCUGCGCCCCUGCAGAGUUUGCUUGCCUGAACGGCCAAUGUGUGCCAGGGCGAUGGCGAUGUGAUGGGGAACCGGAAUGUCCCGACGGCUCUGAUGAGGCUGAGGAGACUUGCAGCAAGCAGACUUGCCCGCCAGAGAAAUUCGACUGUGGGGAAUCCAAUAAGUGUGUCUCAUUGUCGUGGAGAUGCGACGGCGAGAGGGACUGCGAGAACGGGGCGGAUGAGGAGGACUGCGCAGCUGCCCUGCUGACUUGCCGUCCUGAUGAGUUCCAGUGCGGUGACGGUUCUUGCAUCCACGGCACCAAGCAGUGUAACAAGGUCAACGACUGCCCGGAUCACAGCGAUGAAUCAGGCUGCGUCAACGGGCUUAACGAAUGUAUGAUCAACAAUGGCGGCUGCUCUCAUGUCUGCAUGGACCGACCCAUUAGCUUUGAGUGUCAUUGCCCCGCCGGCUACCAGCUACUGGACAAGAAGACCUGUGGAGACAUUGAUGAAUGUGAGAACCCGGAUGCCUGCAGCCAAAUCUGCAUCAACUACAAGGGGGAUUUUAAGUGCGAAUGCUAUGAAGGGUACGAGAUGGAUCCCGUCACAAAGACCUGCAAGGCAGAGGGAAAAAGCCCUUAUCUUCUGUUCACGAACCGACAUGAGAUCCGGCGUAUCGACCUGGUCAAGCGGGACUACAGCCAGGUGGUUUCAACCCAGAAGAACACCGUGGCUCUAGACCUCGAUGUGGCUAAUAACCGAGUCUUCUGGUGUGACCGCUUUCAUCGGAAAAUCUACAGCGCCUUCAUCCACGAGGCCGGUGACCCAGCCCAGCAGGUCCAACUGGUGGAUUCGUCACUGCAAACCCCAGCCGGCCUUGCCCUGGACUGGCUGCAACACAAUCUGUACUGGACCGACUCUGGCGACAAAUCCAUCUCGGUGGCCUCAGUGGACGGAACCAAGAGACGCAUCCUCAUCAACACUGAUCUGAGCGAGCCCAGAGCCAUAGCACUGGAUCCUCAUCAUGGUUUCAUGUACUGGUCCGACUGGGGCACAAGAGCCAAGAUAGAGAAGGCCGGGAUGAACGGAGUGGAUCGGCAAGUGCUGGUGGCUGAUAACAUUGAGUGGCCCAACGGCAUCACACUCGACGUAGCGAACCGCCGUCUGUACUGGGUGGACUCCAAGCUGCACCACAUAGCCAGCGUGGAUCUGAACGGAGCUCACCGCAGAACACACAUGACAUCUGCUGAGACGCUGGGACACCCCUACGCUCUGGCUGUGUUUGAGGAUCGUAUCUACUGGACAGACCGGGACAAGGCAUCAGUCUUCAUGGCCAACAGACUGACUGGUCAAGACAUUCACACUCUAGCUGACAACCUCAACGAUCCGCACGAUAUUGUGGUCUUCCACCAGCUGCGCCAGCUGCAAGGUCCAGAUAGCUGCAAUCUAGGCAGUGAGGCCAAUGGAGGCUGCGAGUAUUUAUGUCUUAAGGCGCCACAGAUUACCGAGCACUCUCCUAAAUACACCUGCGCCUGCCCCGAUGGACAGGACCUUGGCCGCGAUAUGAGGGCCUGUGUGCCAGCGCCGAGAAAUGACAUGCCAGCCUCUCACGCACUUCCACCCGCUACCACGGCAACAGAAGACUAUCUGCCAACUUCAGAGGGAGUAGCACAGGAAGACGCUAGCCCACGUUUGACCACAUCACAUCUUCCUUCCCUGGAGCCGCGCACGCCCCUCAGCACGCUCAAGACGGUGUCAUCGCAGGAGUCCAAGGCGCUUGGAUCUCACUCGACUGCAACCGUCACUGUGGAGUCGACCACCCCUGCAGGGGACAGCAGUGUGUCACAACACUCUGGAAGUGAACAUUUCCUCCUUGGAGAGAAUCUGACAGUGGCUGUUUUAGGAGUGGUCAUCCCCAUUGUGGUGUUCGGCUUGGUCUGCGCCGGCAUCUACCUGGUGUGGCGGAACUGGAGGCGCAACUCCACCAAGAGCAUGAACUUUGACAACCCCGUCUACCGCAAGACCACCGGCGAGGGUGAGGAGGACGAGAUCCACAUCGGUCGGACUGACGCAAUUGGGCAUCACGCGCACCACCACCACCACCACCACCCGUACCCGCAGGGUGUCGGCAUGGGGGUGGUGACCUCGGGAGGUGGCGCCUGCCCGCAGUUCAUCACCUUACCACUCGGAGGCAGCAUGCCCGAUCCGGGGACACAUUGGUAUACGGAGCAGCCCAUGCUUUCUACUGCGUGAGCCAGAAUGAGUGAAUUCAGGGGAAAAAAGAUGGCUGCCGUGACACACGGGGAGGUCAAAAGUGACUAGGGAAGUACAUAUCAUCAAAUGCCAUCCACAGCCAUGUUCUAUGCCACUUUUCCUAAUCCUACAGAUUUCAACCGCCACAAAGGUUCUCGUUGCUGCAACCGGAUCCAUUUUUCUCUGAUGACGUCACGUUUUGCAUUGAUGGAGUGUGUGUUGUGCGUCAUCUAUUUUGUAACUAAGCCACUGACUAUUUUGUCCUAGAUGUGUUUAUUUGGGAUCGGCGUUGGGCUGAGAACCGACAGUAAUUGUGGCUCUGCGUUGGAAGGGACAAUCUGUACAGAUUCAUAAUAGAAUCAAUGGCUCUGUCAAAAUGAGCUGUGUUGCCGAAGCUUCCCUGGUUUGAUUUGAAAAAGUUUCUCAGCAUUCCAGACAUGACUGAGUUGUUUGUUCUCUCCGAAUGCCAUUCCACACCGAUCAACUGAGAGACUUUACUUUUUGUUUGACCUUCGACACUCUAUAAAGCGAAAGGAUCUUAGCUUUUCAUAGUCUGCAUAAAAGGGGAAAAGGUACAUCAG
Messenger RNA from Hippocampus comes (tiger tail seahorse), 3233 nucleotides. Its product is annotated as low-density lipoprotein receptor-related protein 8-like. Gene Ontology annotation, biological process: receptor-mediated endocytosis. Bases 226 to 2652 code for a protein of 808 amino acids. Gene Ontology annotation, cellular component: apical plasma membrane; plasma membrane; signaling receptor complex. The transcript has 16 exons. NCBI's taxonomy places the organism in Eukaryota, Metazoa, Chordata, Actinopteri, Syngnathiformes, Syngnathidae. Gene Ontology annotation, molecular function: hormone binding; protein binding; calcium ion binding. The record is from RefSeq and is a predicted model, not a curated record.